AUGACAGGAGAACAGGGCUAUAUGGAUGGUGCCUUAGAAGCACCGUUAGAUUCAUAUUUGCAACAACAGCCACAACCACCACAACAACAAUCACAAUAUUCAGAGAAGCAACAAAAAAAUGAUCAAGGACAAUUGGACCAGUCGGAAGACAAGAAUCAACUUAGUCAACUGAGCGAAGGCAGAGAUGAUUCAUCUCUGACCCAACCACCUUCUAUUCCUCAAUCCAAUUUACCAUUACCAAUUUUAAUGUUUGGACAACAACCAACAAGUUCGCAUGCGAAUUUACAAUAUGAUUUGAAUGGACAUUUAAAUUCCUCUUCUCAAAGCAAUUCAGAGAAUAAGUUUCAACAACAGCCACCACAUCUAACCCACCGACAGCCAACCCUUCAACUGCAGUUUCAUCAAGUGUCACCACUGUUCCCACCGUUACCCAGUAACGCACCACCACCAUACUCUAGUCUGAAUGUACUACUACCCCCAUCGAGCUACUACCAACAAUUAAAUCAACAAGGGGAAUCUAGACAUGUAUACCCCUUUGAACUGAGACUAGAUGAAACUCAGGUAUCAAGCUUGAGUUAUAGUAACAACAGCGGGGGACUGGGACUAUUGGCACCUAUCCCUCCACUUCAUCUUCAACAACAGAUGGCAUCUACUAAUGAAUUUUUGAAACAGGAGAACCAAAACCAAAACAACAGCAAUCACCAAGGGUCAUCCCCUAUGAAUGGACUGAUGCCACAAGGGUCUCCUACUAUGGAAGACCAUGAAGUAGUUUAUUCAAAUUGUUCCAGAUGUAAGAAAGAAUUUGAACAGACCGUAUUAAUUCCCAAGCCUCAAACUGCAGACGAUGGGCAACAAUAUUUUGUUGAACCUAAGGUUUUUAAAUUAUGUCAACAUUGUCGUGAUUUACAAAGACAAAGGUCAAGGCGGUGGCAGAAGAAGACUAAAGAUAGGAAAGGAGUGUGUCGUCGUUGUGGAUCCCCGAUUGCGCCUGAAGAUCAAAAUUUUGUAUUAUGUCCAAAUUGUCGACAAAAUUUACGUUCAAGAAAAGCAAGCAGAGCAGCCCAAGGAAAAUGUGUACAUUGCUCAGGACCAUUGAAUGCUCCGAUUAUGACUAGCGAGGAUGGGACCCUUGCAAUUGAUAAUGCUGGGCAAUCUUUAAUUGCUGAUGAUGCCAAGAAAGAGUCCGGGAAAACUACAGGCUUUAAAGUAUGUCAACGAUGUAGGGCAAAUGAUAAGAUUAGACGAACAAAUUUGGAAAAGAUGGGUAAUUGCAACCGGUGUGCUAAACCUUUGGAUCCAUUUGAUGCUGGAAAACAUAAAGUAUGUGCUAGAUGUAGAAGUCGUAAAAGAAAAUUAUCUGGUUCUGGAUUAAAAAAAAUUCCUACUUCUACUCCAAUUGUUAGCAAUAUCUCUACCACUUUCAUGAGCUCAGUACCAAAUGGAUAUAUUGCUUAUGACAAUUCAAAUAUGAUAUACACGGGACCAGCACCAGGACCUGAUGUAUUUCUUGUCCCAUCUCAAUAUAAUCCUGGAUAUCCAACUCAUUUCCCCAGCCAACCAUACCCACCAGUUCAAACAUACCCUGGCAAUUUGCAACCGCAUCUGCAUCUUCCUGCCUUGACUCAAACAAUGUAUGCGACUCAACAGCCUCAACUUGCCACAGCACAAUAUCAACAAUCACAAGGUCUACCUGAUUCAUUGAAUCAAUUUGCACCCAACAAUUCCCAACAUUAG
Hemisphaericaspora subhashii is the source of this 1734-nucleotide messenger RNA. It is a transcript of the gene WOR3, whose product is annotated as Wor3p. The record is from RefSeq and is a predicted model, not a curated record. The transcript has a single exon. Lineage: Eukaryota; Fungi; Ascomycota; Pichiomycetes; Serinales; Debaryomycetaceae. The coding region runs from base 1 to 1734 and encodes 577 amino acids.